Messenger RNA from Didymodactylos carnosus, 591 nucleotides. The record is from the annotation of a GenBank genome assembly. Lineage: Eukaryota; Metazoa; Rotifera; Eurotatoria; Philodinida; Philodinidae.
AUGUAUUGGGUCCGGAUCCAGAAGUUCCUGGACCCGAUGGGCUCUAAUGGCGCAGAUUGCAGUUAUUUCGAAGAUCUUCCAAGAUCGACAACCGAAGAUCAAUUACGAGAAGCUAUUUGUAGAACGAUCGGUCUUGAGAAUAUUUCGCCGUUGUCUCUUCAUAUUGAAUUAAAUAAACAGGCAAACAACGCAUGUGUUAUUGCGUGUGAUGCUGCACGAAAAUGGGCUACGCAAAGUUUUCUUUAUCUCGAAAAUAAAUCAGUAUCAAAGAAAGAAAAUCUUACCUGUCGUUUACUCCUUCGUCCGAUUCCUGAAUCAUAUAAAAUAGAUACUACUGUUAAUCAUACGAUGUUCAAUAACAAAGCAAAAAUGAUUAAACAUCGUCACGACAAUUUAAUUCUCGAAAUAUCGGAUAAAAAUAUCUUUGACUAUUGUCUUAGAGUCGGAGCACUUCGUAUUAAUGAUAGAACAUCGUUGAUAAUGACAAUUUACACUCCAUUCAGUGAUCCGGAAGAGCGUGAGAUAGAUUCGGAUACUUGGUAUGAAAGUGAAAUGUUUCGAUACCAGCCUGACAUCAUGCAAUUCGUUUGA